This is a messenger RNA of Closterium sp. NIES-65, 327 nucleotides long. The record is from the annotation of a GenBank genome assembly. NCBI's taxonomy places the organism in Eukaryota, Viridiplantae, Streptophyta, Zygnematophyceae, Desmidiales, Closteriaceae.
AUGACACAUAGUGUUGUGAUGGAGAGGGAGGUGAGAGAGGUUGUGAUGGGAGGGGAGGAGGGGUGCAGCAGCCGUGUGAGGGAGGUGAGAGACAGUGCAGGUGAGGAUGUAAGCAAAACAGCAGAGGUGGCAGCAGCAGAGGAGGAAACAGCAGAGGGGGCAGCAGCAGAGGGGGCAGCAGCAGAGGGGGCAGCAGCAGAGGCGGCAGCAGCACAGGCUGCAGCAGAGGGAGAGUGGUUUGAGUGCUGUAUGAGUAGGCGGCAGCAUCUGCAGUCACUCUUGACUGCUGUUUGCCCGUGGCGUGCUACCAUGUGGAGUGAGCUAUGA